Molecule: messenger RNA, 898 nt
Organism: Ixodes scapularis (black-legged tick)
Lineage: Eukaryota; Metazoa; Arthropoda; Arachnida; Ixodida; Ixodidae
Exons: 6
Coding region: 67-861 (264 amino acids)
Molecular function (GO): sequence-specific DNA binding
Source: RefSeq, a predicted model, not a curated record
UUACGUUGGGCGCGUUCUACUUCUGCUACGGUCCUUUGCUCGUGUUAAGUCUGCGUACCAAGUUUCAUGGCACCGGUCAAAAGUAAGCACGCCGAUAAUGAACCCUCUGACGACGAAAAUCGCCGUACCAAGACGAAACGGAAGACGUACCGGUACUGCUGUGUGAAGAACUGUCAUAACAACGAGGGACUCGGACACGUGAAACUGCACCGCUUUCCUUCGCAACCGUGGGAUAAGGAACGGCGUAAGAAAUGGAUCUCGGCUGUCAGGCGUGUAAACACAGAUGGCUCAGAAUGGGUACCAAACAGCAGCUCCAGGAUCUGUUCAGAGCAUUUUGUCAAUAAUGCCAAAAGCAACAUCGCAGCCCAUCCUGCGUACCUCCCCACACUCUUUCCAGCAGUGUACAAGAGGAGUUCAGUGAUUCCGCAGGACCAAGCGUCAAGGUUUGACAGAUGGCAUCACAGAGUAGCAAGCAGACAAGCAUCGAGUCUGGGGGGUCCCGCUUCAUCUUUGACUGGAAUCCCAAGCACAAGCAGGGAACGAACUAGCAGCGGCAGCCGAGGUGGGCAUGAGGGCCUGCACCUUUUAUGUACAGCCGUUGAAUUCAGAGAGGAGAGACAACCUUCCGUGGAAGAUCAGACUGAUGACCCGGAGAUUAGUGCAACAGAUGGGAUCCUCCAGGACCAAGCAUCAGGGCUUGACAGCCCAGGCCCAGCUUGGCAUCAAAACUCUAUCGGCACACAGGAUCGGCAGGACGGCCUGCUAGAAAGUGCUGCAGAAUCCAGUGAAACAGCACAGCGUUCAGUGGACCUCAUGGGACACUACUCCGUUUCACCUUACGUCCGGACGCAGCGGACAUAAGGUGAAACGGCCUUGGAUUGGCACCGAUGGCUCGAAG